Molecule: messenger RNA, 561 nt
Organism: Didymodactylos carnosus
Lineage: Eukaryota; Metazoa; Rotifera; Eurotatoria; Philodinida; Philodinidae
Source: the annotation of a GenBank genome assembly
AUGGAUCCUGACUCAAGAUUACGUUACGUUGAUAUUGGCGAUGAACCGAUGAUACAUUUGGAACCAGUAAGGGUAGUGACAGUGGUGCUAGGAGUACUGGAUAUCUUAAAUGGAUCAGAUGAAAGAGGUUAUGGAAAUGUACCAUUGAUGUCACUGGACAUGGCUGUUGAAUCCCUAAAACCUAUAAUCGACAUAUUACCAAGUGUUUGCAUAGCAAAACAAAACUGUCAACAUUUUCACGAUAAUUUGACAGUAGAUGAAUCUGCUGCUAUUCGUUUAUAUACAAUGCAAAGUCUUUUUAAACACCUUAAUGAAAUAUUACGUUCGAAAGUCAGAGCAGAAUUACUGCGCCCUUGGCUUCCUUACUUAAAACUACUUCUAAUGGCAUUAUACAAACUACCAUCAGUUAAAAAGACAGUUUGGCGUGGGACCAACUUAGACUUAAGCACAUUGUAUAAACAAGGUGAUAGAUGUACAUGGUGGGGUUUCAGUAGCUGUACAGAAUCAAUUACAGUAGCCGAUUGCUUCCUUGGUGAAUCUGGUUCUCGAACAUUGUUCUGA